AGAGCAGUCUGUUGUCAGUCCGCGGUUGCAGUCGGUCGGUACCAGUUAGCGAUGCAGCGAUUCCCGACUGUCUGUGUGGUGGCUGUGUGGCUCCUGGUUCUCUUACGUGGCGGUACCGUGCGUUCUGAUGAAACGUGUGCUAAAAGUACUACUACCAAAACAACCACAACUACAACCACGACUACAACUAUAACCGUUGCACCGACUGAAUGCAAACAGAUACCGACAACGACAGCCACGCACACGACUGAAACUGUUCCUACACCCACGGUGCCUCAAAAAUGUGGGCCCAGCGAUUCUGAAGUUUCAAGUGCACAGUUACAUGGAACAUGGAAAGUGAUGGCUGGUUACUCCAGAGAGUUAGUCGCUAAUGCUUUCUGCCCGGGUCUCACCUUGCACGUUAACCCUGUCGACUCAAAGAACAUGACGGUAACUUGGAGCAAAGCAGAACCAUACGAAAACAUCAUUCCUCAAGGAGAGAUGACCAUGAAAGAUAAUGGAUAUCUAGUGGACAAUGUAGGUUUCCACGAAUUGAAAGUGAUAAAGCUGGACAAGUUCCUGGUUCUGCGCGUCCGCAACGCCAACUUCUGGCGCGCGUUCAUCCUGUCGCGCGUGCCUGCGUCGGACGCGGAUGCGGACGCGGCCGAGGACCCGCUGGGCAGCCUCCUCGAGUUCAUGAUGACCAUCAACUCUGACCUGCAGAGCAGCGACGGCCCGGCGUGGUACAUCUGCGCCGAGUCGCUUCACGCGGGGAAGCCGGCGCAAGUCGACCGCUAGGCACGGCAGACGGAGCUCCGACAGAACAGUGGCCUCGAAAGCGAGCAUCUCUAUUUCAUUUUCAGUUUGCGUACUAAAUUUUAUAAGAAAUGGGUCGUGUUGUUAAACAAUGGUUUUCAUUAAAUUUGUUAAGACUUUUAUACAAUAAAUUGUGUGAAUUUAA
Gryllus bimaculatus (two-spotted cricket) is the source of this 940-nucleotide messenger RNA. Lineage: Eukaryota; Metazoa; Arthropoda; Insecta; Orthoptera; Gryllidae. The record is from the annotation of a GenBank genome assembly.